Iphiclides podalirius (scarce swallowtail) is the source of this 318-nucleotide messenger RNA. The record is from the annotation of a GenBank genome assembly. Lineage: Eukaryota; Metazoa; Arthropoda; Insecta; Lepidoptera; Papilionidae.
AUGGCCCUAAGUCACGCCUCACUCGGCGGCGAUCCGAUCACGUGCGAUUUCGUCAUCCGCGUCAAGAAUGAGCAGCCACACAGCUUCGGCUGCCUCCUUUGCAUACAGUCUCAAGAGGGCUCGUGCGCAGACAAAAUAAACAAAGCAACACGAUUCAAAUUAAGCGAGAUAAGUCUGCAAAAACACGCUACCUGCGCCUCACUCUGGGACCUUAUUAUGAGGACACCGCUUUGUCUGCGCCUGACUAAAAUGACGGGGCGAACCUUCAGCGGUCGAAAAGCGAGACGGACUGCGCUGCCCCCCAAAGGCAGAAAGGAA